GGCGGGAGAAGCUGCAGGCAACUAAUUUGAUAGCACAUAUUGAUGACUCUAUUACAGUCAUCCCUCUCAAUGGCUUCCACAGAGAGUGAUUCUGACGAGUUGCCAACAUUUUCCUUUCUGAAAAAAGUACCACCUUUAACAAAGAGGAGUCAGACUGACAGAGUGGAGAAGAUUGUAGUGGUUGAGACUUCAGAUUCUGAGGCGUCUCCUCCUCCAUCGCCAGAGUUGAAAGAUCUACCACGUUUCCCAGACACAAAUGAAACAUUCACACAAACAAAGCCCAUCAGAGUGCUAAGCAGUGAUAGUGAGUCUGAAGAGGAAAUUAUGCCUCUGGCUGAAAGACUAACCUGUAAAUUUUUGGCACACAAGCAGUCAAGCACUGAGGACUCCAGCUUCCCAAUUAAAACUGUUUUGGAUCAACAAAAUGACCAGAAAAAGCAGCCAUUUCUAAAGAUCCCUGAUGUUCCUCUCCAUAAUACCUCAAAGAGAGCAACAGAUAACCAAGACCCUAUUUUAGACAGUCCCUGUCAUCAGCUCCUAGGCUACCAAUCUACCUGUCUUGUCCAGAGCAACAGGUUGGCAGAAACUGAAAUGAAUUCUGACACCUUCCCACCUCAAAAGAGAACCAAGAGUAGUCAGAAGGUUCAGAAAACAGGGUCUCAGAGAUGCCAGCCACAGAAACAAGCAAGCUGCAAAGAAAGCACCCUGAGACAACCAGAAAGAAAGAAGGCAGCACCAGCUGACAAGCUGAAAGCUUUGAGGCCAGAGGAAUGCUUGAAACACAUCAUUGUGGUGCUGGAUCCAGUGCUUUUACAGAUGGAAGGUGGGGGCCAGCUCCUCGGAGCACUGCAGUCCAUGGAGUGCUGCUGUGUGAUUGAAUCCCAGGCUGUGCCUUGCAGUAUCACAUGGCGGAGAAGGGCAGGGCUGUCUCAGGAUACAGAAGAGUGGGUAGAAGAGCCCACAAUCCUGGUGUUGCUCACGGCAGAGACUUUUGAGUCUUUGGUUUACAACUUAAAGCAGGGAACUCCCAACAGCGCUGAGAAAGAGAAGGAAACCCUCCAUGGCUUCGUAACUGACAUCACAGCAAGGACAGUAGGAAAAGCACUGUCACUGGUGAUUGUGGACCAGGAGAAGUGCUUCAGUACUCAGAAACCACCAAGGAGAAGGAUACAGGGAGUAGCAAAUAAACAGACCAAAGAAAAGAAGCAACAGAGACGAGAGACCAGCACAAAGCCCAUGGUGUCCAGGGUAGACAUAGAAGAGGCAUUGGUGGAUCUGCAACUCUACACAGAAGCCCAGGCUCGGAUUGUACAGAGUUGGAAAGAGCUAUCUGACUUGGCCUGCACGUUCACAAAAGCUGUGGCUGAGGCGCCGUUCAAGAAGCUUAGAGAUCAAACUAGCUUCUCCUUCUGCCUGGAGAGCGACUGGGCUGGAGGGGUGAAGGUGGACCGUGCUGGCAGAGGACUCACACUGGUGUGGAGGAGGCAGAUUCAGCAGCUGAACCGAGUCAGCCUGGAAAUGGCCAGUGCCAUUGUAGAUGCUUAUCCAUCCCCACGACUCCUGGUGCAGGCUUAUCAGCGGUGUUGUUCAGAUCAAGAACGCCAGAAUCUGCUGGCAGAUAUCCAGGUGCGCCGUGGGGAAGGUGUGACUUCCACCUCCCGCCGUGUUGGGCCAGAGCUGUCCCGGCGCAUCUACCUUCAGAUGACCACUCUACAGCCAGACCUCUCCUUAGACAGUACUGAUUGAUGCUAGCCCACCCGGACAGGAGGAAGGCUGGAGCUCUGCCUCUCCCCAGCCUGGAAACCCAACAGCAAUGGACCUGAAGUACCUGCUGGGCACAAGCCUGGGUGAUACCUGGUGUUUUC
Messenger RNA from Dipodomys spectabilis (banner-tailed kangaroo rat), 1865 nucleotides. It is a transcript of the gene Eme1, whose product is annotated as essential meiotic structure-specific endonuclease 1. Gene Ontology annotation, biological process: double-strand break repair; replication fork processing; resolution of meiotic recombination intermediates. The transcript has 9 exons. The coding region runs from base 43 to 1746 and encodes 567 amino acids. Lineage: Eukaryota; Metazoa; Chordata; Mammalia; Rodentia; Heteromyidae. Gene Ontology annotation, cellular component: Holliday junction resolvase complex; nucleus. The record is from RefSeq and is a predicted model, not a curated record. Gene Ontology annotation, molecular function: DNA binding; nuclease activity.